Molecule: messenger RNA, 1263 nt
Organism: Ichthyophthirius multifiliis
Lineage: Eukaryota; Ciliophora; Oligohymenophorea; Hymenostomatida
Exons: 3
Biological process (GO): phosphorelay signal transduction system
Molecular function (GO): phosphorelay sensor kinase activity
Source: RefSeq, a predicted model, not a curated record
AUGAUAUAAGUUCUACAAAAGAAUAAGUUUCGUGUAUUUGCAAGUCUUUCGCAUGAAUUAAGGACUCCUUUGAAUUGCUCUAUAUCAAUGUUGGAGAUUUUGAAAGAACUCAUAAAUGAUAAUUAAUAAGAAUAUAUAGAAUAAUAUAUUGUUCCAGCUUUGUAUUCAAAUAAAUUAUUACUGAAUCAGAUUAAUGAUAUUUUAGAUUUCGUUUAAAUGGAUAGCGAUAAAUUUAAAUAUGCAUUUCAGAAUUUCAAAGUAAUUGAUUUGUUAAAAGAUUGUGGAAAAUUAUUCAGUAUUUAAGCUGAAAUGAAAGAAAUUUAAAUUAAAAUCAAUAUAAAUGAAUUUGAUAAUUUAGAAAUAUGCUCAGAUCCUAAUAGAAUAAGAUAAAUUCUAUUAAAUUUAAUGAGUAAUUCGUUAAAAUUUACAAAAAAUGAUGGAGUUAUUACAAUAGGAUUUGAAUAAAUAAAAAAUUUAAAAAAUGUAUAUUAAAUUUAUAUAUAGGAUACAGGUAUUGGAAUAAAAUCAGAAAAUCUAGAAAAAAUUUUUAACUUUUAUUAUUAAUAAUAAGAUGAACAAUUAAAUAGUUAAGGAUGUGGUCUAGGUUUAACUAUUUCAAAUUCUAUAGCUAAAGGACUUAUUUAAUAAAAUAAUAUUAAUGGAAUUCGUAUAGGUGGUAUAGAAGUCGAAUCAACAUAUGGAAUAGGGUCUAAAUUUUCUUUUUUAGUUUAGGAUUUAUUAAGUCUUGAUAAUAAAUAGUCUUUAAAUAGCAAAAAUAAUUUAAUUUAGAAAAAAUUUAUGCAUACUUAAAAAAAAAUUAAAGCUUAAAAUAUAUAGAAAAAAUGUAAAUGUUUAUGCGUAUAAAUAAUUAUUGUAGAUGACAAUUAAUUUAAUUUAUAUGCCAUAUAAAAAUUAUUACUACAAUAUCAUUUUUAAUUAAAAUUAUUUUCCGAACCUAAUUUAUUAAUUGAAUAUUUAAAAAAUAUGUUUUAUAAUAAUAAUUGUUGUAAAACUCCUUUGUUAAUUUUCAUGGAUAUUGAAAUGCCUAUAAAAAACGGAUAUGAAACAACUGAAGAAUUAAUACUCUUUUAUUAGUCUGUUAAAUUAGAAAAAUUACCUAUAAUAAUAGCUUGUACUGCCUAUGUAGGUUAAGAAGAUAAAGAUAAAUCAAUAUAAUGUGGAAUGAAUGAUUAUAUAAAUAAACCUAUUCUUAAAAACGGACUUUAAUAAUUACUGAUAUAAUGGAGAAAAAAACUUCUAUGA